This is a messenger RNA of Debaryomyces hansenii CBS767, 2508 nucleotides long. RefSeq lists its product as uncharacterized. The transcript has a single exon. Lineage: Eukaryota; Fungi; Ascomycota; Pichiomycetes; Serinales; Debaryomycetaceae. Gene Ontology annotation, biological process: DNA recombination; mismatch repair; DNA double-strand break processing. The record is from RefSeq and is a predicted model, not a curated record. The coding region runs from base 1 to 2508 and encodes 835 amino acids. Gene Ontology annotation, cellular component: nucleus. Gene Ontology annotation, molecular function: 5'-flap endonuclease activity; 5'-3' DNA exonuclease activity.
AUGCCUAUUAAGUCACUUGAAUCAUACUUAUUUGAAAGGAAAUUGGUUAAUACUAGCUCCAUUGAAAUUCUUCAGAAUGCCACUAUUGGUAUCGACGUAGAACAUUACUUGAGCAGAAUUUAUACCUUCAAGAAAGAACAAUUUUUAUCAGGAAUUGGAGGUAUUCCAAGCUCGUUAAAAGAUUAUAUUCAUUCUGAUUUACAAGUUUUUAAAGAGUUCAAUAUAAAGCCUGUUUUUAUUAUAUCUGGUUUGGGUAUUCAAUUACAGCACAAUGAUUAUAAGACAAAUGAAUUAUCCCCACAAGAACAACAUCUUGAAAAUACGUGGUCAAAGCUCAAUUCAAAGAACCAGAAUCCAUAUGGUUAUAAUAGCCUGAACAAUGAAUCCUUUAGAUUAUUUACGGAUCCAUUGCCUUUAAGACCAAUGAUAAACGAUUUAAUUAAAUAUUUUAUUGAAAUCAAUAUUGACUACAUGAUUUCCCCUUAUGAUGCGUCUUUUCAGUUAUCAUAUUUAUACCAAAACAAUGUGAUCGAUUCUAUAUAUGGAUCUACUGACUUACUAUUAACAAAGAUCGACAAAUUCAUUUUAGGAAUGGAAUUUCAAUCAAAAGACUUUAGAUUCAUUGAUAAAUUUAAAAUUUUAAACGAAUUGAAUUUGACUGAAAAACAAUUUGUGGAUUUGAGUAUAAUGGUGGGCUGUAAAGUACAGCCAACAACGUUUCCAACUUUCCCACCUUUACCUAAACCAACGCCAGGUCAACCAUACCCUCAAUUGAGUUAUUUCAAACUUCAUUUGGAAAUGAUUUACCAAUAUAAUUCAUUCAAUGGCAAUAAAUCUGCUGAUUUGUAUCCAUAUAUUGUGGGCUUAAACGAUCCCAAGUUAUUGGAUUUAUAUUUCAGAGGCCAUUCGGCUCUUAAAUUUGUCCCUGUUUUAAAUAUGGACGGAUUUGUUGACUUGUAUUCGGUUGAAAUGGCUAAGUUAGGUUUGCUAGAUGAAUCAGAUUUAAUAAGAAACAGCGACGAAGAAAACAAUGCUGAAACUAAGCCUGAUGGCGAAACUGAAACUGAUCUUGAUACGACUACAAAAUCUAAAGGAAAGGGUAAAUCAGAGAACCGACGUUCAGUUGCAGCGAAUGGCGUACCUGGUGCUACCAAGAAUAUUGUAAAAGUUCCUAAUAAUAUACAUGAUAUUAUUUCACAAAGGCUACCACCUGAAAUUUAUUUCUAUCAAUCAAUAGGAUUAUUACGUAUUGAGAUAUUGGAAUCUAUAACGCAAGGCCAAUUGAACAUUAGACCACCACUUGAAAGUGGAUUAAGUGAUACAUAUAAAAAGUUGAUUUCUCUUCCACAUUAUAACAAAUUACUAGACAUUCAAUUCAAUUUAAUCACUCAAUUAUUGGCUAGAUAUUAUCAAGUUAAAAAAAUUAAGGUCGAUUACUGGUUCAAAGAUGAAGUGAUCGAAUUAAACAACAGGUUGACACCUCCAUUUUAUCAACAAGUUAGCCACUUAGUGCAUACUAAUAGUGCACCAGGCGACAAAUUCAGUUUGGUUAAAUUUUUUAAUAACUUAGGCGAUGAAUUUAAAAGAGGUUCCGUGUCCAAUAAAGAUGUUAAAACUAACGUAGACUUAAUAUCUACCGUCUUAUUAAGAAAUUUGUAUUUGUUGGAGAUUAUUGACAAUAAAACUAAUAAAUUGAACCUGAUUGGUAAAAUAUUGAAAUCCUUUACUUCGAAAUAUGGCCUGGAGAUAAAUGAAACCGAAUUGCAGGAAUUGAUUGUUAUCUUAUUGCUAAUCAAGUCAAAGACAGUCAAAUUAAAUGAGCCUAAUAGAGAGUAUAAUGGAGUUCCAAAAUUUUUCAAAGAAUUUGGAAAUGAAGACGUAAAAUUAAGGGAUGACGAUUUGAGACAUAUAACUUUAAUUUCCAGAAUUUUUUCGCUUCAUAAGUUUAAGGUAUCGCCAAUUAAUUAUCAGGGUCCUAUUUCUAGGGCGUUGAUUAAUUUCAGGUCACACGUCAAGUUUGUUUCUAAUGCAGUCAUUAACAAUAUUGAAUGUUUGUUGGUCGAUUUCAUUGUACAUCAAGAAAACAGUACUAUCAAAUCAAGAUUUAAUGAUAAGAGUGAUUGGUACAAAUUAAUUGAUCAGUUGCCAUUUUAUAACGAUUGUAAUAACACCUUGUUGGGAAUUUUGGGGGAGAUAUAUUUUGAAUAUUCUAUCAACCAGAGGCUUUCGUCACAAGAAUUAUCAAAAGAAGAAAUUAUCAAGAAUACCAAGGACCAUAUCCUAAAUUCGGUCUUCCAAAUUAAUAAUUCCUCGUUCAAUAUUAACGUUAAUGGGGUUAAUAGCGUAACUACUAAUCAAUUACUCCAUGAUUUAGACAACGGUAUAAGAUUCUGGUCUUAUUUCAUUAAACUAGUUGAAAUUAUUCAUGCAGAAGACUCUACCUUGAUUAAUGAUACUUACUAUGAAUCGAUUCUUGAAACUGAUAAGUGGUUACAUGAGUUUGUAUGA